This is a messenger RNA of Cinara cedri, 7831 nucleotides long. Lineage: Eukaryota; Metazoa; Arthropoda; Insecta; Hemiptera; Aphididae. The record is from the annotation of a GenBank genome assembly.
AUGGAGGUAAGUGUUACAUAAUGUUUUCAUUGUAAUUUUAUAAUAAGUUAAUGAUCACGUACAUUAGGAUAAAUUGCCAUCUAAAGAAUUUGAUGUGUGGACGUUAAGACAUUUUAUUGAACGCCACAAAGACUGGGAUCAGAGGGAUGAAGUCCAAUUAAUUGAAUAUUUACAACAAUUAUCAAAUGUAAGUUGAAUUGUAUUUAUUAAUAUUAUUUUAUUUUGUAGUGUUCAUGUUUCUGUAAAUUUAAUCACAUUAAUUAUAAUUUAAUAUAUUUAAGUAAUUCUACUCUUUUCCCAACAUAUUUUAAUCUCGGUACCAAUUGUUAUUUUGUUUUUGUUAAAUGUCUUUUUACUAAAUAUAUAAAGUUAUUUAUUAUUUAGUAUUAUUAAUUUUAAAUGUACUUAGGUACUAAAUACAAUUUAAUAAUUUUAAUAAUAAUAAUAAUUUUUUUUUAGAAAAUAACCCAAGGAGCUAAAAAUACAUUAAAUGAAUUGGAUGAUUUGGUAGCUAGCAUAGAUGAUACUGCUGUUCAAAUAUCAAACAUUAAUAAUGAAUUCCAGUUAUUAGCAGAUAAACAGUUUAUAGAAAACAAAGUUCAAGAGGAAGACGAAACUGUGCAAAUUAAAGUUGAAGUAAAUAUAUAAUAUUAGAAUUUAUGUUUCCUCGUUGUAAUAUUUUUAUAUUUAAUUUAAAUGAAAUUUAACCACCAAGUCUCACUUUUGGGAAUUCCGCUGUUGGUCACUGUAGUGUUUACACUAUAAUAUAUAUAUAUUAUUAUUAUUCAUAAAGUAUGUAAUAAACAACUUCAACUGUGACCACUCGUCAAUAAUUGAUAUGUAUUGUGUCCUAUAAUUCAUAUACUUUUCAAACUUAUUUAGAAACCAGUUGCACGUGAAACAAAUAAUGCUGAUACAUUAGUAAAUAAUUUAAAAGAAGCCCUUAAAAAUAGUUUUAAUGCUAUUGAUUCUCAUUUUGAAAAAGUUACUGUUGUAGUUAGUGACUCUGAUGAUGACGACGAUGAAUUAAAGUGAGAAUCAUUUGAAAUUCAAUAUUUUUUUUUUAAAUAUAACAUUUAUAUGUUUAUUAUUUGUAGACACGAAACUAUCUUAAAGCCGAGGACAUUUUACAAAAAAUUAAAUCUUCCAUCAUUAAGUGGUAAUAGACAAUCUGAAAUUGAUGUCAAUAGUGCCAUGUCUUCAGAUUCAGAUUCUGUUGUUGAACAUCCUACAAAUGCAUUUAAAGAUGAGGUAAAAUAAUAUAUAUAUAAAAUACUUGUAUUCAAAUUAUGUUUGGAUAUAUACUAUUUUAUAAUACUGAGUUCAAAUAUUAUAUUAAAUAGAUUUUAUGUUUGAGAGUCCAUACAAAAUUUUUAGAAAUGUAGCCAGUUGGGUUUUGGGAUAUCAUAUUUCUUCUCUGACCUAUAUCAUAUCAAAAACAUAUUUUUGCUGUAGUCUCGCUAUACAUAGUUAAAAUGAUUGAUUUUUUAAACCUAUCUUAAUCCAUUAACAUCAACGUUUUUUUGAUGAUAUGAUAAUAUAAUACAGGAAAUUCCUUUUUAAUAUAGAAUGUCCCAAAAAUUUUUAUUUACUCAUAGCGUUAAUGGGUUAAAUAUACAUUUAUAUAUAUUUAUUUUUUAGGAAUCAUUAUCUAGUAAUGAUAUACCUGAAGAAGAUAUUAAUUCUGUCAUUGAAUCAAAAAUACAUGAACCAAUUACCCAAUCGGUAGAAACUCAUAGUAACAUGUUUGCAACAGAAACAGUUAAACCUAAAAUCGUUUCUAUAUUUGCUGAUAAUGACAAUGGUAAAUUUCAAUAUAUGGUUUUAUAUUAAUUUUAUUUAUUUGAUUAGCAAUUGAAUUAAAAUUUAUUUAUUAAAACACUGCUAAAUUUUGGAACAAAACCAGCCUGUAUUGUUUGGUAUAAAAAUUUAACCAAUUUUGUUGAAGAUCGAUGAUGUAAUUUAAAAUUAAGUCACAUAAUAUUGUACGCACAUCAAAUUGUUUUCUUUUAGCUACUAUUUAUUUUUUUAGCUGGUGAUUUAUUUAUACUUAGCUUUUUGUUUGUUUUAUUAAUAGAUGAUUUGUUUAAUCCUCCUCCUUUACCAAAUGACUAUGAAGAAGAUUUAGAAAAUGAUUAUAAUAUAUUUGGUAAUAGUAGUAAUAUGUAUGACGAAAGAACCUUAUGGGAUGAUGAUGAUGAUGAUUUUUCAAAUGAACCUCCAUUACCAAUACAUUCAGACGAACCUCCCCAGCAAGUUAUUAAAUCUAAUAUUCAAACUAAUACUGAAGUACCAAGUAUACAACAAUCACUGAAUGCUGAAUUACGCAAACGAUUCCAAAAAGGUUGUUUAUUCAAUAAUUAUAUUGACUUAAUUGUUGAUUUGUUUAAUUAUUUUAAUUUAAUACAUUGUUUUAGAUGAUAAUAUUUCUUCUAUGUCAGAUAAUAUAAAUGUAGAACCGCCUAAAAAAAAAGUUAGUAGGUUUAAUAUUUAACUUUAAUGAUUUCCUAUUGGAAUUUUUGUUUAUAGGCUUUAUAUUAAUAAUAAUUGUUUGUUUAAUAGCUCCCAAAAGGAGCUGUUAAUAUUCUUGGUGGAACUGAUAUAAAACCGUACGCUGCCAAUCCUGAUCAGAACACAAAGUAAUUUUUUUUUCAAAUAUAAAUAUAAAAUAACAAUUUAAUUUAAUUGCAUUUAUAUCAUAUUAUAUGGAUGUAUUAAACAUUUGAUUAUAAUACUAAUUUAUAAGAAUACAAAUUACAAAUAUUGGGUGAAUUUCAAUUGUAAAAAUGAGCCCCAACACCAAAACCUAUUGGAAUGUAUCUAUGUUAAAGUGUAAGACCACUUUAUUAAUUUCUGACAUCUUGGCAUCAAUUUUAAUUUUUUUUUAAGUAAACUUUGGGGUGUUCAUUCUGUGUCAAAACUACACAAUAAAAUACAUAAUUACAUAAAUUCAAUAUAUAUUUAUGCAUUAACAACAUUAAUAAGGUUUUGUUUUAUUCUUUGUUUUAAUAGAGAAGCAAUAAUAUCUCAGAUAAGUACAAGUGUAACUGAAUCUAUGAAAAAUAAGAAUAUUGAAAAUGUUAAUAAUUCAAAUAAAUUGUUAAACAAACUCAGUAAAAGUGCAGUUACUUCUGUAUCCAAAGAUCUAAUAAAAGAAAUUCAACAAAUAGAAAAAAGAUCUCUGUUUCAACAGGAUUCAGAUGACGAGGAUUUAUUUGUUGAAAAGAAACCAAUUGCUACCCUAGCUUCAAGAUCAAAAGAAAAUUCAGCCAUAAAGAUUAAGUCACCAAGAACUAUAUUUUCAGAUUCUGAUUCAGAUGAUGACUUUAUAAAUUCAAAAUCGACCACCAAACCAGUAAUUUCUCAUGUUAAUGAUAAUCAUUCAACUAAACUUUUAGAUUCAUCAUCAGAAGAUGAUUUAUUUAAUGAUAAGUCUUUAAAUAAUAAAUCAACACUAAAACAAAAAAAUACAUUAUUUUCUUCUUCAGUGCAUGAUCAAAUAUUUAAUCAGUCAAAACAAGUAAAUAAUGAAAUAAAACAAAAAUUAGAAUCAUCUAUACAUGAAAAAAAUGCUCGACAAAUAUUAAACAAGAAAAUUGUUGACGAGUUGAUGGAAAGUAAUUCAAAAGAAUCAAAUAUUUUGGCUGAAAAUGCAGUUAUAAGAAAAGAAUCUUUACCAAAUCUUAAUGCUUUAAAUAGAAAUAUUACAGAACCCCCACCUAUGAACAACCCAAUAAAGACUUUAAGUUCACAAAAUAAAACGAAUCUUAGUAAGUUUUUUUCAUCUGAUGAAGACGAUUUGGAUGAUAUGUUUUUAAAUGUUAACAAACUUAAUGAGAAUAGGAUUAAAAAGGACCAAACAAUUCAUGGGUCUGGUAAAAUAGUUCGAAACAGUAAUAAUGAACUAAAUGAGUCAAAAGUGAAAAUGUUUGAUUCUUCUUCUGAUGAUGACAUUUUCAUUACUAAUAAAUCAAAUAAUAAUUUAAUAUCAUCAAAAAUAAAUAAACUGUCGGAUUCAGAAGAAAUUAAAACUAUAGGAUCAAAAUUAAAUGAUAAUCAUGCCAUAAUUAAUCAAUCAAAAAUUACAGACAAUUUAGAUAAGACAAAUUCAAUAAAAAAUAAAAACAUGUUAAGCAUUUUAUCUGAUGAUGAUGAAGAUGAUAAUUAUUUGUCUUUCAACAGUAGUUCUGAUCUCUCUUUUAACAUAUCUAAUAUUCAUAAUUUAGAAGAGAACUCUAAAGCAAUGAGUUUAUCAUCUGAAGAAUUUUUAAGUCCACAAACAGAUCUGAAAAAUAAAAAUAUUUUUAGAAAUUCCUCAUCUGAAAGUUUGCUCAAUAGACAGAAUCAAAAGUUAAUUGAUGAAGAAGAAAUAGCCAUACCUGCAAAUGAAAUACCACACACUCCUAAUGAAGAUUCUAUUCAGAAGAAUAUACUGUCUAUAUUAUCAAGUAGUGACGAUGAAGACCAGAUAUCAUUUAAUUCGUACGCCCACAGCAAAAAUAUUGAAAAAGAAACUAAAGAGAUUCGCCAUACAUCAAAUUCAUCUUUUGAGAAUGUACUUGAUAAUCAGAAUAAUUCUAAUAUAUUAAAUGAAAAAAAGACAAGUACAACCAAUAAUGAUAAAUUAUUUUCUUCUACUGAAAAUUUAAAUCAAACUAAUCAAUUGCUUAUGCUAUCAAAUAGUGAUGAUGAAGAUUUAGAAAUUAAUUACAAAGACACACAAAAAAAGACUAAAUUCAUUGAAUCUAAAACAGAUUCAAAAGAGUCUCUUAAUGAUUAUACUGAUGGCUCGUCUUUCAGUACACCAAAUUCAAGAGACGAACCAACAAAAAUAUUGCCAGGUAUUUAUUAUUUAGUUAUUUAUUUAAUAUUGAUAUACUAAUAAUUGUACUUAUACAUUUUCCUUUAAUUGAGAUCCUAAUAUUUUAUUGCUUUAAUUGAUUGUAUAAAUAUAUCACACUUUUAGUCCAGACAUUCAAAACAUUGAACAUAAUUAUAGCAAACAUAUUUAAAAAUAAAUUUAUAUUCUGAGUUUAAAAUAUUUUUAAUUAAACAUAAUAAUUGUAUUAAAACUUAAAAUAUCAGGGCAACUCUUGCAGAAUUAAGGUAAUAUAACAACUGGAUCACACUUCACUUUUAUAUUUGGAGCGUAGCAAGGGAUUAUUUUUUUUUUACUAUGAUGUGUUUUUUUUUUUAAAUUUUGUAUCUAAACAACUUUUUUUACCAGAAAUCUUGCUCCAAUGUUUCAAGUGUAGUAUCAUCCCUAAAUAGAAUCUUUAUUUAGUUAAUAUAUUAAGCAGGUAAUUUUUUAUAUUCUAAAGGGUUUUCAUAAUAACGGUGGAAAAUAGGCAAAUCUUUAUGACGUUGCUGAUUUCAUUGUUUUGAUUUUUGCAAACUAUGUUUUCUACUAGAUAUUGCUUUAAUAGUGAAACACCAACAGAUAUUUUUGUUGCAUUUUAGAUUUAGUUGCUCACGGAGAAAGUUUUUUUUUGAUUUUCCAAGUAGUUUUUAUAAAAAUUGGGAAAACCGCCAAAAGACAUAAUAUGAAAAACGAACAAAUUUAUGGCGUAUAAUUUCAUUAUUUUAAAUUAUUACACACAAUGUUUUCUUACAGAAAUAUUGCUCCAAUAGAAAAACCACAAGAGAAUUUUUUAAUUCCAUUAUUAAUCUAUAGUUGGUGAGUAAGUAAUUUGUUUUUAAUUUCCUAAGUAGUUUGUGUAAUAAUAAAAAACAUUAAAUAAAAACUGACCAAAUUACAAACAAAGUACGACCUUUAUGAUUUCAUUAUUUUAAAUUUUUAUACUUGUAUACUAUGUUUUCUACCAAAAAUAUGACUUCAAUAGAAUAUCAACAAAGAUACUAUUUUCUGAAUUUUUAAUCUAAUUUAUGAGGAAGAAAAUUGUUUUUGAAUUUUCCUUGUAGUUCGUUUAAUAAUUGAGCAAAACCAAAAAAAAACAUAAAGAAUGGGAAAAUGUACGAAAAUAGCGCUUUUAUUAUUUUUAUUUUAUAUUUUUUUUUUUUUUUUGUAAUUCAGUUAAAAUAUUCAUAUAGACUUGAAAUUUUAAUAGAAAACUUAUGUUUGCUUUUUCUUGGCGUCAAAUUUUCAAAACAUUUUAUAUUUGAGCUAUUUAUAGAAAUUUUAAUUGAGCGAGUUUUUUUUAUGUAAUUUUUAUUUGUUAUCUGCUCUGUGGAUAAAAUUGUUAGAUUAAAUAGAAAUGCUUGUAAAUUUGACAGAAGGUUCAUUAUGAUUCACACUUAAAAAAAUAAAUUGAGUGUUACGUAGUAUUUUUUUUUUUUUACAAGUUUUAAAAUCAAAUUUUGAUGAAAAUUGUAAAUAUUACUACUUUUUAAAAUAUUUGUUACUAAACUUCGUUCCAAAUUGUUUUUCAUUAGCCUUAGGUUAUUUUUGUUUACAGAUAUAAAUUAAAUAACUAGGUAUCCUAUCUUUCCAACUUCCCACAUACAACAGUGGCACACUUGCCUCUAGUAUCAGUUUUAUUUUUAAAAUUUGUUUUCAGUUUUUUCAGAUAAAUCAAUAUAGGUACUAAUCAAUUGUAUCAAUAAUAAUUACAAAUAUUUUAAUUUUCAGGAAAACUAAAUAAAAACGCAGGUGCUUUUAUAAAUAUUGCUGGUCUACUCCCAAAUUCUAAAAAACCAUUGAACAUAUCAGCUAUUCCUAAAUCAGCUUCAUUAGAUGAAAAAAAUGAUGAAUAUUUACCAACUAUUGGAACAAAGCUUUAUAGUGCUGGAAAAGUAAAUUAUAUUUUUAUUAUUUAUUAACUUUUUAUGUAAUAAUUUAUUUAUUUUAACCUUUAAUUUUUUUUUAGGAAAGAGUUAAAAUUCAAGUAAAAAGACGUCCACAAAGUCGAAAAGCUAGAAUAGCCGCAUCUCGAAUGUCAUCUAUAGAUAUUGGUCAUGAAUCUAAUUUUCAAGAGUCUUCUCGUUUGUUUAGUUCAACAUCUGAUUUAGUUGAUCAUCAAUCUAGUUCAAUUUUAAACGUUACAGAUUUUUCAAAUGAACUUCAGUACAAAAUUCAAGAAUCUUUCGAUACUAAAUUAAUAACUAACAAUGAUAAAAUAUAUGAAGGCAGUGAACAAAUAUUAACAAACAAUAAAGUGAAAAAACAAGCAGUCUUGAAUUUAUUUGAUGAUGAUUCUAAUUUAUUUGAAUCUAGACAAAAAGAAACAAAAAAAACAAACGAAGAUAAAGAUAAAAAAGAGCAAAUAUUUCAUGAAGGAUUAUCAGAAUCUAAAUUAAUACACAAAGAGCACACAGAAAAUGAGCUUCCACUUGAUAAACAAGUUAAAGCGAUUGUAGAAGAUCAAACAGUGAAAGAGGUAAUAGAAAAUGAAUCUACAUCAAAUCAAAAUACCAAAUUAUCUAGGAAAUCCAAUUAUUUAUUUGAUGACAAUGAUGAUAUAUUUUCUUCAAAAACUGAAAAAGUUAAAAAAACAUCCAGUUUAUUUGAUAGUGAUGAUGAAUUUGAAUUUAGUCAGAAAUUUACCAAAAAGACCAUGUUGAAAACUAAUUCAAUAUUUGGUGAUGAUAGUGAUGAUGAUUUAUUUAGCUCUACCAACAAAUUAUCCGCUAGUAAUUUACCUUUACAAAAACCAAUCGGUGAGAAACACUAUUUUAUUAAAUUGUAUUCAUGUUUAAUAAACAGUUUUAAAAACCAUUCUAAAUUACAAACGUACAAAUGUAAUAAUAUCUUUUUACAUGUUUUUUUUUAGAUAAUUUAAGUCUACAGAAUAACCGAUCCAGUGCUGAUGGUUAUGUAAAACUUGCAGCUGAAAGUGUUGCCAUUAACCCAUUAGAAUCUAAGGAAACUUAA